UAUCAUCUUCUACAACUAUAUCCAAUUCAGCUUCCACAAAACCAAACAUCACAUGCAUAUAUGGCUCUGGUCCUGUGGUCGGAACUCCCGCGUGAUUUACUGAAAUCGAUCGGAACCCGCCUCGACAACCGGACCGAUGUCCUCCGCUUCCGUUCCGUCUGUUCGUCGUGGCGAAACUCCAUCCCUCCCUUCAGGAAAUGGCCACUCCAACGCUUCACUCUACCCAACGGCCACGGCUCCCUCUGCCUCACCGCAACCACCGUCUACCGCCUCCGACCGAUCGACACCCCUCCCGAUUCUCCCCCGCCCAAGCCCUGGCUAGUUAGGGUUUCAGACAGUCGUGAAACCCAACUUCUCAAUCCCCUCUCUGAUGUGCAAAUCAAGCCCCCAUGCAGGCCGUUACUUGUAAACUUGUCCCAAUUUCGUAUCUCCGAAAUUGGGAGAUCGUAUAGGGUGAACUACGUGGAUCUCGCUGACUUUGGCAUUUUGGCCAAUGUUGAGCAGGAUUGGGCGAUUCACUUUGAUAAGGUUGUUUUCUUGUCCGAUACAGACGGCGAUGAUGCGGUGGUGGUUGCAUUGCAGAGCCACCACCACAUCAUCGGUGGUUAUUUAGCUGCAAUUAGGCUAAGAGAGGAUGAAUUCAUGCCAAUAGCAUAUUCCAGAGGUAAUGAAUUCCAUGACAUUAUACACUUUAAUGGUCGAAUCUUCGCUGUGGAUGUGUACGGGAAUUGUUACACAGUUGAUGCUUUGUUGAACAUCUCGCUAAUUGCGCCACAGCUAAAUGGACAAGUUGCCGGAAAGAAAAACUUGGUGGAGUCCUCCGGGGAACUGAUUAUGGUAGAGAGAUUUUUCAACAAAACCUGGUAUGAUGAGGAGAAUGGGGUUUCUAUAACAGAGGUUUCCGGUGGUAAUGAAAUGCAAAGUUGGUUUAGGGUUUAUAAGUUGGAUGAAGAAGAGCAUACAUGGGUGGAGUUGACAAACCUAGGGGAUAGGAUGUUGUUUGUGGGUAAAGAUUGUUGCUUCUCUGUUUCCGGUACUGAUUUCGAUGGGUUCGAUUGCCGAGGAAACUGCAUUUUCUUCGUGGACGAGUAUUGUAUGCUCUUCGAUGAGAAUUAUCAUGAUCAGUACGAUGAACUUCGAGUAUUGGGUGAAAUGGAGAUUGGAGUUUUCAAUUUAGAAGAUAGUAGUGUUGGGCCACUGGUCUGUUUCCCUGGGUAUGCAGACCUAUUUUGGCCUCCCCCAAGUUGGCUUGCUACUGUUCCAUCUUCUACAUUUAAUCCUGCAUGGCAUCCAGAGAGACCAUUGUUAUGAAAAUUUCGGCGCCAAGGAAAUUCCUAUGAAGGCAAGUGAUAGGGACAUCAUUAAAACUACUAAAGAACCUGGUGAAGUUUUUGUUGCGAAAUUUCAAUUCCCAUUCCUGAGGACUCGACUUUGGGGAACUUCUCAUAUCCAGUUAGUAAGAUCAAAAUCACCUACUUUUGGGGAGUAUAUUACCAGCGCACUCUUUUAUUUUCUCUAAUAGCUUUUCUUAAGACGUGUGUUCUCCAUUGUGGAUUACUCUAAUUCUCCGGCAGUUGUACUUAUUACCACAUUGGAAAUGUGGACGAAGUCGAAGAAGUCUGGAGUGGUAUCUACGUAAUUUGAUUUUUUUUAAUGGUUACUUGUUUGGUAAAGCAGUACAGGUAUCUCUUUGGGACCGGUAUAUGGUUACGUUUGAAAACUAUUGAUUGGGCAAUACAAACGCCUUUGCAAAGGGGUAAUACAUUUCUUAUUUGUCCUAUGAAUUCUGAAAGUUUGGAUUGUUUCAAGACAUUUUAGAAUACGGAAUAAGUAUUCACUGCAUUAUAUUGUAGAAAAGGUUGGACCAAGAUCAUUCCUUAGGGCAGGGCAGCUACAAAGUGAAUGGGUCACCUUUGUAAAACGAUUCAGCAGAUUGAUUGUAUAGGGAAAGAAACAAUAAUUCUUU
Messenger RNA from Rhododendron vialii, 1966 nucleotides. RefSeq names its product F-box protein SKIP23-like. Bases 61 to 1311 code for a protein of 416 amino acids. The record is from RefSeq and is a predicted model, not a curated record. Lineage: Eukaryota; Viridiplantae; Streptophyta; Magnoliopsida; Ericales; Ericaceae. The transcript is spliced from 3 exons. Gene Ontology annotation, molecular function: protein binding.